AUGACUUUACUAAAGCAGUUUACUGAGAGAAGACACUUAGUCUUCUGUACCACAUCCCUGUAUAUGAAUGUCUUCCACAGGGAAAUGGUCACUCUCCUUUGGCAAGACGCAAGCGUAACGUGGAGGCCCAACACGUUCUACCACUGGAAGGUGAUCCACCGGCCCAAAAUAGGGCUCCUCCGGCUCACCAUGUACGAGAACGGGAAGCUCUUAAGCGACUCCGGCAACAUCUACGACUCCCGGCUCAAGGGCGGCCGGCUUGGGGCGCUCAGCAACUCGCAGAGGAGGAUUCUGUGGGUCUACAUGAAGUACAGCUGUAACGAAAAAGUGCCUCAGGCUGCAUACAACGACCUGCCACCAGCCCUCCAGGCCCAAGUAGAGGUCGACGAUGGAAGCUAUCAACCCUCUGGAAUAUAAAACCUACCGGAUUGUUUAGUCGUAUGCGUUUUAAAGUGGGUCUGUAUUAGUUUGAAAGAAAGAAAGAAAGAAAGAAAAAAUAUAAAGGUAAUUUCAUUUUUCGUGCACAGUUAUG
This is a messenger RNA of Penaeus chinensis, 532 nucleotides long. RefSeq names its product thrombospondin-3-like. Gene Ontology annotation, cellular component: extracellular region. Lineage: Eukaryota; Metazoa; Arthropoda; Malacostraca; Decapoda; Penaeidae. The transcript is spliced from 3 exons. The coding region runs from base 1 to 417 and encodes 138 amino acids. Gene Ontology annotation, biological process: cell adhesion. The record is from RefSeq and is a predicted model, not a curated record. Gene Ontology annotation, molecular function: calcium ion binding.